This is a messenger RNA of Vitis riparia (riverbank grape), 870 nucleotides long. RefSeq lists its product as uncharacterized. The record is from RefSeq and is a predicted model, not a curated record. The coding region runs from base 41 to 628 and encodes 195 amino acids. The transcript has a single exon. NCBI's taxonomy places the organism in Eukaryota, Viridiplantae, Streptophyta, Magnoliopsida, Vitales, Vitaceae.
UCACUCAGGGACCCUUUAGAGCUUGAACCCACCUACACCCAUGAAGAAGCUUUAUCGCAAAGGCACUGUUCACCCUUCGCCGCCGCCGGUCAUCUCCGACCAGCACCUCGCUUUUCUUCCUUCUGCUAUCCUCACCCUCGCGGCCGCUCUCUCGCCGGAGGACCGGGAGGUUCUGGCGUACCUUCUGUCGUGCUCCGGCACUUAUACUAGCGGCAACAGGAAGACCACCACCCAGAAGAGUGGGGACCAUCCGCCCCUGUUCAACUGCAACUGUUUCAGAUGCUAUACGAGUUACUGGGUGAAGUGGGACUCGUCGCCGAAUCGUCAGCUCAUACACGAAAUCAUCGACGCGGUCGAAGAUGGGUUGGUGCAGAGUAAGAACCCAAAGAGCAGGAAAGAAAGGAGGAGAAAAGGGUGUACUGGGUCAGAUGAGUUGAAACAGUCCAAGCUGAGUUCGGGGAAGGACGAGCUGGGUCAGCCAGAAUCGGUGGCGGAAACUAGUGGAAACGGCGGCGGCGACGAUUAUGAGGGUUGUGGUGAUGAUGGAGAAGAAGGGUCAGAGAAGGGAUCAGUGAGAAAGUUUGUGAGUUUUCUUGGAGAGAGGAUUUGGGGUGUCUGGACCCAAUAAGUUGGAGGAAAGGUGGGUUUCAGUUUUCUUCUUCUAAAAAAACUUCCUUUUAUUCUGGUUUUUUUGAAUAACCCGAUUACGAUGUAAAAAAAAAGGGGUUAGUUUUGAUCUUCAUCAGGACUUUGUUUCUCCAAUAUCCAUGUCUGCUUUCUAUGUUAAAGCUCUCUGUAUAUAUUCAAAGGAAUGAUGAAUAGCUGGGUAAUCAAUUUUGGGUUCCCUUUUCCUAAUGAAUUUUCUUACCA